This is a messenger RNA of Prorocentrum cordatum, 1885 nucleotides long. The record is from the annotation of a GenBank genome assembly. Lineage: Eukaryota; Dinophyceae; Prorocentrales; Prorocentraceae.
CCCUGCCCUUUCGCCUCCCCCCCCCUGCCUCUGGCGCGCGUGCCGCAGCCGUUCUGGUCCAAGCGGUUGCAUGGCCGCCUGCCGCCCCACCCAAGCCUUGCCGCGCUGGCCUGGCCUGGUAGCCGCAGACCUGGUGGCUCGUGCGCCAUGGACGUGGCCGGGGGCAGGGGCGCGCGGCUGCCCUUGGCCGGCGAGCUUCCCCCGCCCGAGCCUGGGCGUCGCGAGGGGACGACCUCCAAGCGGCGAUGCGGGAGGUCGGGGAGGAGCUCCGCCUUGAGCUGCGCAUCGGCCUCGCGGGCUUGCAGGAGCGCCCUGCUGCACCACCUGCUGCCCCGCGGCGACCCCCUUGCCGGCGGCACGCCGGCGGCGGGCCGCGGCGGCGGGCCGGUGGCGGCGGCGGAGGACCCGCGCCGCCCGGCCGCGCGGCGGGCUGCGCUGCUGUCGGCAGCCUCCCCGCGCGGCCUGAGGAGCGGUGUGCCUUCAAGGCCGCCGCAGAACGGCCGCUCGGCGACAGCUCCGUGCUGCUCAAGGACAAGCAGCAGACCAUCUGCAUGGACUCCCCGCAUCCGGAGUCACCUGCGGUACCCAGGCUUCACAUGGUGGCGAGGAACAUCCACGCUAUGCACGGCAUCGGGCGGGAAUCGAUGGUGGAGCUCCGCAGAGACGCCACGGGAAUCGCUCGUUGUCGGGCGCUCGCUCGGUCCCUGACGCACGGGCACCAAACGGCCUUCGAUGUCGUGAUCGGCUUAGUCAUACUGGUAAACUCAGCGUUCAUCGGCUUGGAGAUCGAUCUGUCAUUGGCGGUGCUAGAUGAUCCAAGUGUCACCGAUGCAGUACCCGGGUACUUCAGCUUGGUGGAGAGCCUGUUCCUCUUCAUUUACUUGUUCGAACUGUGCGUACGCUUCGCAGCCGAUGGCAAGGAUGUCUUCCGGAGUGGCUGGUUCGCGUUUGACUUGACGCUCGUCUGCAUAGGCGCCGUAUCGCAUUGGAUCCUCACCCCCACCAUGGGGAAGGGCGGCGCUGGGGUUACAGACCAGAUCCUGCUGGCCCGGAAUCUCCGGCUCGUGCGCCUGGUGCGCGCCGUGCGGAUGAUGGAGAGCUCUUCAACGACCUCUGGAAGCUGAGCGUUGGCCUUGUCAGGUCCUCGCGCACGGUCGCGUCGGCGUGCGUGCUCGUAUCCAUGGUGGGGUACAUCUUCGGGUGCAUCGGGAUCGAGCUCAUCGGGAAGUCGCGUGACCUUCGGGAGGACCCCGUGACUGGCCCGAUCGUGGCCAGGCACUUCGGCUCGAUCCCGCAGGCCCUGGGCGCGGUUCCAGUUCGUCAAUGCGGACUCGAUCGGGGCGAUAUACACGCCCCUCAUAGAGAAGGACCCGCCGCUCAUCAUCUUCUUCGGCAGCCUUAUUGUCAUGGUAACUGUCCUGCUGAUGAACCUCGUUACCGCCUGUGUAGUUGAAUCCGCAGUGAAGACGAGCACGGAGGAUGCCGAGAUGGCCCGGGCCCGCGUCACGAAACAGAUCAUGAACAUGGCGCCCAAAGUGGAGGCCGCCUUCAACGACCUCGACAUGUCCAAGGACGGAUUCCUGGUGAAAGAGGAGAGUUGAUCCACCUAUCCAGACACAUGGAGCACGUCCAUCUUCCGCAGGAGCUCGCCAGACUGCUGCAGCCAGACAAGAUGAUAGACCUGUUCGACGUGCUGGACCUAGACCAGGACCGGAUGGCAUGGUCACCGCCCCAGAGUUCAUCGAGGGUAUCUGCACCCUGGCGUUUUCUCACGUGCCCACCGAGACCAUGCAGAUGUUGCAUUUAUCCAGAGUCAGCAUCAUAGGCUUGUGGCCGUGUGCGACGAUGUGCGCGCGAUGCAGAACAUGAUGUCCAAGCAGCAGGA